AUGGCGGCGGGCAGCAGCACGUCUUCCUCACUGACGUCGACAACCAACACGCUCACUUUCGCUCCCGGUAUGGCCGCCCAGCUCCCCCCCGGCGGCGUCGCCGACGUGCGAGCCCUCUACGACAACUUGAGCGCCGAGAAACGUCACGCCUUUCUCCAGCCGCCGCCCGCGAUCCCGUCCGCCUCGCUGCAGGUCGUCAAGGACACCUUGGACGCUUUUGCCGGCCAGAUCAGCGACGAGCAGCUGCGCCUACUGAAGGAGGCGUCAAAGAAGCGCAAGCGGGCUGACGGCAGCGCACGGGUCGACGUUCUCAAGAUCCGAAAGGUCCAUGUCGACGGUUUCGAAACGGGCCAGGUCUGGCAGCAAGCUCGCCGCAUUAUCCAGAGCGCCCUGAACCACUCCAAGGAGACGCUACAGGAGCUCGAGGAGCGAAAGGAGAUUGUUACAAGAAGCGUCAUCGGCGAGGAGAGCCUCGUCGAUUCUGACGCGGAAGAUUCCGAAAUUGACGACGACGACGACGAGGACGACAACGACGACGAGGACUCGAGUGACGAUGACGAGCUCUCAGGCUCCGAACUGGAGGGUGUGGAGGAGGACUCCGACGAAGAACAUGUUGACGGCUCUGAUGUCGAGGGACUUACCGGAGAUCUCGAAGAGGACGACGAAGAGGUUGAGAACGAAGAUGAGGAAGAAGAGGAAGAGGACGACGAAGAAGAGUACGUCGAGGACCCCAACGGCCUCAACGAUGGAUUCUUCUCCAUCGACGACUUCAACAAGCAGACGCAGUGGUUCGAGGAGCAGGACGCGCGAGGAGAUCCCAACACGGAUGCCAACAGCGACGACGAAGACAUCGACUGGACCGCCGACCCGCUAGCGCCAUCAAGCAAGUCAAAGUCUUCAAAACGCAAGAACGAAGAUGAGAUGGAGGAGGAUGCUGGCUCUGACGAGGAAGAUGAAGAAGAGGACGGGCCGACGUUUGGCGACAUGGACCUCGACGCCCCCGAAGGCGCAAGUGAUGACGAGGAUAUGGACGAUGCUAUGGAGGAUGACCAAGAGUUUAACGCCAACGGUAUCUACUUCAAGGACUUUUUCGCGCCGCCGGCGAAGAAGGCUUCCAAGGACGGCAAGUACAAGAAGAACAGAUCCGUACGCUUCGCGCCCAAAAAGGUUACCGAUGAGGAUGUCGAGCGUGCUAUGGAGGACGUCAAGAGGGAUCUCUUCCACGACGAGUCUGACCACGGAGACGACUCGGACGACGCUCUCUCGGACGUGUCGGCCGGCGAUCCGAGAUCCCGUCGAUCGGCUCACGAGAGGCGUCAAGCGAAGCUCGCCGAGGAGAUCCGCAAGCUCGAGGCGGAGUCCGUGGCCAAGCGCCAGUGGACAUUAACAGGUGAGGCCUCCGCCGUCGAGCGGCCGAUGAACUCGCUGCUGGAGGAGGACCUGGCAUUCGAGCACCUCGGCAAGCCGGUGCCCGUCAUCACGGCCGAGGUCAGCGAGGGCAUCGAGGACCUUAUCAAGCGGAGGAUUCUGGCGCAGGACUUUGACGAAGUGCUCCGACGUCGGCCGGACGCGGACCUGCCGGCGAACACGCGGCGCGGGCUCGUGGAGCUGGACGACUCCAAGUCGGGCAAGGGUCUUGCGGAGAUCUACGAGGAGGAGCACAUCAAGAACGCGGACCCCGACAACUACGUCAGCAAGUCGGACGAGAAGCUGCAGCGGGAGGAGCAGGAGGUGGAGAAGAUGUGGAAGGAUCUCAGUGCCAAGCUGGACUCGCUCAGCAGCUGGCACUACAAGCCCAAGGCGGCGGCGCCGUCGCUCACGGUGGUGUCGGACGCGGCGACGAUCGCGAUGGAGGACGCGCAGCCAACGACGGCGCAGGGGGUCAGCGGCGGUCAGAGCAUGAUCGCGCCGCAGGAGGUGUACAAGGCCGGCAAGGACACGGCGGAGGCGGGCGAGGUGGUGGGCAAGAGCGGGUUGCCCAUGGCGCGGCAGGAGAUGUCGCGCGAGGACAAGGUGCGCCGGCGUCGGCGCGAGAAGGAGCGGAUCCGCAAGGCGGGCGGCACGGACAAGAAGCCGCUCAGCAAGAAGGCUCAGAUGCAGAAGGACACGAUGGCGGACCUCAAGAAGGGUGGCGUCAAGGUCAUCAACCGCAAGGGCGAGGUCGUCGACGUGGACGGCAACAAGGCCAAGGCGGUGGCCAAGGCGACGAGCAGCAGCUUCAAGCUGUAA
Colletotrichum higginsianum IMI 349063 is the source of this 2229-nucleotide messenger RNA. RefSeq names its product U3 small nucleolar ribonucleoprotein Mpp10. Lineage: Eukaryota; Fungi; Ascomycota; Sordariomycetes; Glomerellales; Glomerellaceae. The transcript has a single exon. Gene Ontology annotation, biological process: rRNA processing. The record is from RefSeq and is a predicted model, not a curated record. Gene Ontology annotation, cellular component: sno(s)RNA-containing ribonucleoprotein complex; nucleus; small-subunit processome. Bases 1 to 2229 code for a protein of 742 amino acids.